Candida dubliniensis CD36 is the source of this 609-nucleotide messenger RNA. RefSeq lists its product as uncharacterized. Gene Ontology annotation, cellular component: multivesicular body; ESCRT III complex. NCBI's taxonomy places the organism in Eukaryota, Fungi, Ascomycota, Pichiomycetes, Serinales, Debaryomycetaceae. Gene Ontology annotation, biological process: late endosome to vacuole transport; endosome transport via multivesicular body sorting pathway; protein transport. Bases 1 to 609 code for a protein of 202 amino acids. The record is from RefSeq and is a predicted model, not a curated record. The transcript has a single exon.
AUGUCUGGAUUAGAACAAUCAUUAUUUCAAUUAAAAUUUACUGCUAAACAAUUAAAUCGACAAGCAACAAAAGCUUCUAAAGAAGAACUUCAAGAAAAAGCCAAAAUUAAAAAAGCUUUAAGUCAAGGUAAUAAUGAUAUUGCUCAAUUAUAUGCACAAAAUGCCAUUAGAAAAUCUAAUGAACGAAUAAAUUUAUUAAGAUUAGCUUCAAGAAUUGAUGCUGUUGCUUCUAGAGUUCAAACUGCUGUAACAAUGAGAUCAGUCACGGGGAAUAUGACUCAAGUAAUUCGUGGUAUGGAUAAAGCAUUACAAACAAUGAAUUUAGAAAGAAUUUCAUUGGUGAUGGAUAAAUUUGAAACUCAAUUUGAAGAUUUAGAUGCUUCAACAAAUUAUUAUGAAACUACUACAAAUAAUGUUAAUGCUUUAACAACUCCACAAGAUCAAGUAGAUGAAUUAUUGAAUCAAGUUGCUGAUGAAGCAGGUAUUGAAAUGAAACAAGGUUUAAAUGCAACAAAAGUGGAAAUAACAAAUCCAAUUGUAUCACCAAAUUCAAUUUCAGAAGAGAAAGAAGAUAAAUUGGCAGAAAGAUUAAGAGCAUUAAGAAAUUAA